Messenger RNA from Scatophagus argus, 7612 nucleotides. RefSeq lists its product as uncharacterized. The coding region runs from base 326 to 7156 and encodes 2276 amino acids. The transcript is spliced from 10 exons. The record is from RefSeq and is a predicted model, not a curated record. NCBI's taxonomy places the organism in Eukaryota, Metazoa, Chordata, Actinopteri, Scatophagidae. Gene Ontology annotation, biological process: regulation of transcription by RNA polymerase II. Gene Ontology annotation, molecular function: DNA-binding transcription factor activity; RNA polymerase II cis-regulatory region sequence-specific DNA binding.
ACGUGAUGUCUGCUGGAUCCAUCAAUAAAUGUAUUCUGAAAUUGAUUAGAAUAUGUUAAGUGGCCUAACUGGAAUCAAACCUGCUGCGUUGUGUGGUUGUGCUGUAGUUUGAGCAGAGUGGCCAGUGGAUGAGUGGGCGACUGACCGUGGAAAACCACAAUUCCCAUGACUCCCCUGCGCCUAUUGUCAGACGUGACGUCAGGAUGUCUGCAGCUUCUCCGUGUUGGCUUUGUGCUCGUGCGACGCGACGCGGAGAUGUUUGGGCGAACGUCUGGGCCGUAGAAACAUGAACAAGUGUAUUUGAGAAGGCAAGAGGCAAGGAGCCAUGCAGAGUCCGAACCAGUCAAACAGUGGGCCAAACCCUGUGACCACAGCAACCGCAGAGAAACCACUGGACACCCAGACUGAAGCUCAGCCAGCACAAAGUGAACCAGAUGCACAAGAAAAGGAGAAUAAAUCAGCUGCUUCGACUGAGCCUGUAACACCAAUCACACACCAGGAAAAUGGGACACAGGCAGAAGCACCUGCAACUGUGGCAGUCACACAAGCAGUGGAGAAUCAGCCUGCUGCUCAGCCACUGGCUGUGCCUCCAGAUAACAUUGAAGGGAUGGAGCUGGACUCUGCUUCAAAGCCAAGUGUCCCCACUGAGCCUGUGCCAGAUAUAAAUACAGAUCAAGGGUGUGAUGGGCAAAAGGCAAAGAAACAGGAUAAAGGUGUGCAUGAUGGUAGGAAAUAUGUUCCCUCCAAGAAGGCAAUGGUGGAUCCUCUGAAGGUGGACAUGUCCAAACUACUGGUUAUGCCUCUCACAUCAUCUCAGCUGUCCCUGCAAUGCAUGGAGUGCCACAUAAUCUUCAGUGAUCAUAAGAGCAAAGAGCGUCAUCUGAAGCUGAGCCACCCAGCAGAAUAUGAACAUUGCAUACUGAGAAAUGCCCUUUUCGCCUGUUAUGUUUGUGACCGCCACUUCACAAACUCCACAGACCUAAUGGCCCAUCAGAAAGCCCACACAGAGAAGAAACCCUUCAAGUGUCCAAUCUGUGGCCAGGCCUUCAACAGAUCAUCAGAGCUCACGCAUCAUAAAAAAAUUCAUAUUGGCUUGGAUGGUUACACCUGCAUUGAUUGUGGUAAACCUUGCAAAACUAUGACAUUGCUCAAGUAUCACCGCCGCACGCACACUGGAGAGAGGCCGUAUGUUUGUAAGGAGUGUGGAAAGAGGUUCACCAUGUCCAAAACUCUGCAGAAACAUAUGGUGUCACACUUGCCAGAGGGAGCUGAAGGAGACGGUGGAGAUACCACAACUAAAGCACAACCGAAGAAGGAUGAUGGUGCUUCUACAAAGUAUCCUUGUGCUGUGUGCAAGGCCACUUUCAAGACUACAAAGACACGACUACAUCACAUGAAAACAAAGCACAAACUGUUGCCUGCUGCAGGCAAUAAUUCCCUCCCACCUGGACAACAAGUGAAACAAAGUGCACCCAUUAUUACUCCAAUAUCUGUUUGUCAACCCGCACUACUACAAGUGGAGCCCAAUGGACCUCUGCAAAGAGUUGAUGCUAAUAUUGACACUGAGCAGAUUCGCAAACUUAUCGAAUCUUUAGGAAAUGUACAGAAAGUGAACCAAGUUGUCAUACUGGGGCAGGUGCCACCUCAUGCUCCACCACUGGAAGUACAACAGACACCACAGCUGGCAGAACCAUUGAAUUUGAAUCUCAAUCCUCCACAGAUAGAUUUUAUGGGACCGAAGCAGACGGAAUCUAAAACAACUGAAUUGGACCCUUCAAAUAAUCCAUGUGAUUCAAUGGAACAAACAAUUAUACUGGAACCUAUAACACCAGAUGGUCACUUGGAAAACCCUUCCUUCUCAGAAAUGGGUUCCCACAUAGCAGCAGGUGAAAAUAUAGAACUAACACUUGUUCAGACUGAACAAAUAGAAAGGCCUGAGGGAGAGAUGAUGCAUCAGAUCCUUCAACAGCCCGAUAUUAGUGUAAUUCAGUCUGAUACCACUGAUCAAACGGUUUGUCAGAAUGAAGAUGUUCUGAAACAAAACCUGGAACAAACAGUCAUAUUAGAACUUACCCCUGCCUUGAUACCAACUGUGGAACUGGAACAAUCCCAAACAAUGCCACAAAAUGAAAUCCCAUCCUCCUCUCUACUACCAACCACUGAACUGGAGAAGACUCCUGAUCAGACUCCAGAUCAGACUGUAAUAGCCGAGCAGGAAACUGUAAUCUCAGCCCCACCACUUUUGCAUACAGUUGAGUUGGAGCUCACACCUUUACAAAGAGAACAACAGGACUUUACUUCUUGCCCUUUUGUUCCACCAGACACACUUACACAAACCCCAUGUGAAUCUGAAACGAAUCACAAAGAUUCACAGAUACAAACACUAAGCCCAGAUCAGGUUCACCCUGUCACUGAUGGAGCUGCUGAACAAGAUGUACUUGAUCAAGAACCAUUGCUGCUAGAUAGUAAAGGCAGUCAGAAGCAGAUGGAGAACCUGUCUGCAGCAGAGGACCUCUCCGCUAAAGAAGAGGUGCCCUCACAAUUAGAAACAAAGCAGGUCCCGCCGAUCUCAGAGUUACCCGUAAAUGUAAUGUCGGCUCAAGAACUGGUGAAAGUGCGGAAAAGAAAGCCAGCCAGGGCAUUUAUUUUUCAAGGAUAUAUGCAAGAACUGGUCAGAUCCAUGGACAAGGAUGAUUUAAAAAUUGAUCCCCAACCUGCAAAACGUCAGCGAACAAACAAGUCUCAUCUUGUUGUUAAAUUUGGUCCACAAAGCAAAGAGAUGAAAAACAAAAAACAAAAGAAGCCAUCACAGCAACGUCAGCAAACACAGGAAUCUGUGAUGCGAAGCAAAAGACCAACAACAAUCUCAGACAAAAAAGUACCAUCACAGAAGAAGGGGAGAAAGGGAAAAAAGGACAAGAAAGUGGGACAUUUGGUAUCUAUAGAUGGACUAAAUUCACCUUCAUCAACCCCGGACCCACAGGUGCAACAAAUCAAAGAGAAUACAAGGAAAAACAAAAUGAAGAAGCUGAAAAAAGUGGCCACAGAGGGUGGUACACAUAAAAGUGAGCACAAAAUUGUAGCCUCACCUGUAUUAAAAAAGAAAAAUCAAGCAAAAAUAAUGCAAAAAGAUCAGCCCAAGAAUGUAAAAGAUGGGAAGCGAAAGAAAAACCUGCCAAGAGAGGAAGAAGACAAAAGCACAGUUUCAGUAGACAUACUUGGCCCACACGUAACACAAGAUGCUCUACUUCUUCUGAAAGGUCAUAAACAACCCCAGUUGAAAGUUUACAAGUUAGACACUUCAAAGGCAUCGAGCCAGACACAGGAGGCUUCACAUCAGGAGUCCCAGACAUUGUCCCAACAGAGCAAAGUCAACCAACUCAAACAUCCAGCAACUGAGUCUACAAAUAAUCUCAGAGCAGAAGUUAAGAAAAAGGGAGGAAGACCCAAAAAGAACCAGAAAGCUCUUUCAUUGUUGUCCGCGCUACAGGUUUCUGCUGAGACGUUGCCCACCAAGCCAAAGACCACCAGAAAACGUAAAACCCCCUCAAAAGUGGAGACUGAAGGAGUGAUAUCUUCAUCUCAUUCCAAGCGUGCCUUAGAGUGUAAACACUGUGGGGAGCGAUUUAGUGAGGUUUCGUCCCUUCAGAAACACAAGGUGACGGUGCAUAUUAUAGAGAGUCCUGGUCUCACUUACACUAAUGGGAACAUCUUUGAAGGCGUCUCCAGGAUGGAUCUUUACCAGCUUCCAAAACAUGAUAAUGUUGUUGGGGUGAUGAAUGCUGCUACGGACUGGGAUACUGAGCCUGAGAUAGGAGAGAUGGCAUUAGAGGACAGAGAGCGAAGUGUCUCUUUUCCAGCUUUGAUUCCAUCCCCAUCUUUACCUAUUCCUUCUUCAGAUGUUGAAAUUAGCGUCUGUGAAGGUAAGGGUGGAAGCAAAACUGGAGCGGAAGAUCAAUCUCAUAUCUCUCCAGAAGUACCCUCACCAUCUGAUCAAAUGAAACACAGUGCGACCCCUCAGACAAAGAGCUGUGAGAAAGGAGAACUAUUGAAAUCAAAUAGGAACAAGCGAGAGGAAAGUACGCAGAAGAAUCCUGGCUCAGAAGUUGAAGUCCAUGGUGUCAUGGAUGAAGAUAUUAAGGAGGGUUUACUUCUCGAGGUAGAUUUAGUCACUGUUGGGGAGCAGAAUGAAAGAGGUGAUCCAAAUUUUCAUGAAGUCACUGUUUCUCAAAAUGAACCAAAUAAAUGCUGCAAUUCUGAGGGUGGAAAUACUGGACAAAUUGGUAAUGAAACAGAAAAAAAUCUCACUUUGCAAACCGUGUCAUGCUCCACUCAUCAAGUGGAGAUCAAAGAAGAAGAGGAAGAAAUCUUAGUCCAGAAGAAAAAAGGGGGCAAAGGAGCUGUUGCAAGGAAUGCUACAAGGGGACAGAAAAGAGGAACAGGACAUCUCAAAGUGGACAUGAUAUCAAAGAGUGUUUCAGUUGAAGAUACUGUCAGAGUAACAGAAUCAGAGAAACAACAGCAAGAAUGUCAAGUAGUUUAUGAAGAACAUACUGUCCCCUCGGAUUCAGAAAUUAAUGAUGAAAGUGAGACUGCCGCACAGCAUUCAAAUCUAGAGACCAUUCCUGAAUUUGAGGCUGACAGAGCUACUGCUCCUUCCGCAUCUUUGCCUUCUUUGCCCUCUACAUCAGAGGAAUCUCCUGAAGACCAAGUUGUGUUUGAGCUGAAGUCAGUUACCACUAGUGUUGAGGAGGUAAUGAGUGACAGAGGACUGCAGGGCGGAGAGGAACUUGACAGGGACCAGUCUCCUGGCAUUAUACUUGAGAAGUUCCUCACCUCAAGACAAAGAGCAACUGCUGACAAGGAGCUCUGUCUGAUGACAGCAAGGAACAAUCAAAGACAGGGUUUGGACAGCACUUCCGAGAAUGAAGUACAAUUCCUUGGAAACCAGGAUAUCAAAGUUGAAGAGAAUGUCUCAGAACCACCACUGGUAGCAGCCACCUCUCAAAAUAGACAGAGUGCAGUUGUACAUCCACAGCACAAUCGUGAUAUAAGGACUGUUUUGGUGAAGGAGGAGUGCACCCUCGUGUUGAAUGAGGUCCAGACCACGCAGGGCAGAAGACACAUCCGAUGGAAUGUGGAGCCAGCCAGCACUGAAAACACCUCCAGUCCAUUCAUGGAGAGUGGGGAGACAACAAGGGAUUGUCACAUCAGCCCUGGAUUCAACACUAGCCAGUGUAUCUUCUACCCAGUGAAAGAGGAGGAGAGGGAGGUCCUACUGGGAGCCGCUCAGACCAACAGUGAGAAUUUAACCACGGGGACAUCCAGUGAUGCCAUGCAGAGUGAGCUUGAGCAACAUCAAGCAACAGAUAGUAAUUUAGCAGAUGAAGGGAGCCACUCUGCACCAGACUACCGCAAAAUGAAAGUGAGGGGAUUAUUAUCAGAAACUGGGGUCAGUGACUUUGCAGAUGGACAAGCUGAGACAGAUGCUGAGUGGCAGCAAUCACCAGACCUCCAGGACUUCCUCCUCCAGAGUUCAGAUGAGGAGGAAGUCGGGGGUUUUGAAUUGUCUGAUCCUCAGCUUGACUCUGAAGCAGAAGUAAUGGCCUAUUUCUACAAGAGCCAAACAAACAACACUCAGCAAUCAGAUGAAAUGUCUCAAAAUUUGCCAACUUCAGCGGGCCAGCUCCAAACACCUAGAGAGAGAACAAAAGAGCCCAUUGAUUACUUCACCAAGUAUUUUGGUUGGGAUACUUGGGUGGAAAUUGCCAGUUGCACAAAUAAAUUGUCCAACAUGCCCAGUCCUGUCACAGCCAGAGAGGUUGCACAGUUUGUUGGGAUCCACAUUGCAAUGGGAACUUUGAAGUUUCCUAGUCCAAAGCUCUACUGGGAGGAAUUAACCAAGGUGCCCUUGGUUGCAGAAGCGAUGCCACUUUCCCGUUUCCUCAAGCUGUCUCGCAUGUUGAAGCUUGCUUCUCCAGUGAAGGAUUCAGUCAACAGUAACAUUUUGGAAGGAAGCCCUAAUAGUGACUUUCAAAAUAUCGAGCAAGGUCAAAAUCCCUCAAGCAGUCAAAGGGAAUUUUCUCAGCAUAGUGACGGGCAGAGGCAAGGGAACAUGGCAAAUGACCUGAACACUUCUAAAACACAGACUGAUCCCCUGUGGAAGGCUCAACCAUUAUUGUGCCGUUUUAAAGCAGGGUGCCAGUCACUGAGACGAGAUGGUGAUUAUGGAGUCGACCAAUACCCACUUCCUUUGACUGGAAAGAUACACAAUAAGAAGAUGUCUCUCCAAUGUACUACAUUAAUUGGAUUUGGUGGUUUUCUUUUAAACUUGGAUCUUAAAUUAGGUGUGUCUGGCAAAGAAGAUGUUGUAGAGAACAUGGUCCCCAAAGGUAGUAUGGUGUUUCUUUGCAAACAGGAACUGUCCACCCCCGCUAUGCUAGAGCGUCUAUUAGCCUCUGGAGUUCAUGGUGCAGGCAGGGUGGGAGGAGCCCGAGGACAGAUUGGAGAUGAGUUUGUAAGUUCAGAUGGGAAGCUGAUGUUACGCAGAUCACACUGUGGCUUCAUACUUUCUACUGCUGGAAACAGCCAGAGGAACAUGGCUUCACUCAUUGACAACUUUGAGAAGGCCCAGAUGUCAGCUCAUCUCAACAGAGAUUUGCUAAAUCUGUACUCUAUCCCUCUCACUGCCUUGGCCCCAACCUGCUGGCCUCAAGCAGUGCUCUGGUACCUAACAGAUUUGGCUUUGGUCAACUCUUGGCUCCUAUACAGACAGGAACACAGGGCUGCAACUGCACCUUUGACUCUAAUGGCCUUUAGAUUGGAGGUGUCCAAGACUUUAAUCCUCUCCAGUGGCUCUGAUACACAUGAUUCAGUGCCCCCUCAGCCCCCCACAGAGAAGGCUCAUCAAACAAACAAAACACCCAAUCCCAGCAUGGUGGAGGAAAGUCCUCUGCCAGAUGCAGCCACACGGUACGAUGGUCUAGGCCACUGGCCUGAGCAGCUUGGAGAGGGAGAGGGAGGCAGGUGUCGCUUUAGGGACUGUCAGAGAACAUCUCGAGUGCUGUGCCUUAAGUGCUGUGUCUUUCUUUGUAUCUCUCGCAACCACAAUUGCUUUUUGAAUUUCCAUAGUCAAGGGAAUUUGGAAAAACAGUAGGGUCCACAACAGACCUUACGCUUUAUUUUGAACAUUUUGCAUUCCACCUUAAUAUGUAACUGUGCUUUUGGUGUAUGUAAACCCAGCUCACCAAAAUAUGGAAGUAUCUCCUUUAUCAUUCUAACUUUUCCAUGAUACCGUUCACUGUCAUUCUUUUGUAAGGUAAUUGUGCUGCAUUUUAAAAAACAAAUGCUUAGUGAUGUGGCUUACUGUAUCAUUGAACAGGUGUAAAAAUUAAUUGCCUUCAGAAAGAAAUGUAAAAAAAUUACUCAUAGCCAUACAUUUUGUGCUGCAAAGAAAUGAAAAAUAUUAUUCUGACAUUACAGUCAUUGUGAUUGUUUUUUACUAUUUAUUUUAACCUUACUUCGUUUACAUUUUAUGAUGAGCUUGUUUUUGACUAUGAAUUUAAACAUUAUUUAUUUGAAUUUCAGAAAACAAUAAAAGACAGAUGAAAGA